Molecule: messenger RNA, 3728 nt
Organism: Amoebophrya sp. A25
Lineage: Eukaryota; Dinophyceae; Syndiniales; Amoebophryaceae
Source: the annotation of a GenBank genome assembly
UGUAGGGUUCUUGGUGAAGCCACUUCCCCCCCAAAAAAGAUCUCCCAAUCGAUCCCAAUGAGAUUCUUGAUCUUGGACAAAAAUAUCUAAACAUCCCAACGUUACUUGCAGAACACGUCAUUCAAAUUCAGAUCCAUGACCUUUGCGCCGGUAGCCGUCUAGCUUCCUUGCCACCUGUCGUGGCAUCACCGCUAACUGACAUCAUGUUUCUGAGCAAGGAUCUCUUUCUUGACGAGGACGAGGCUGGUAGCGCUACUCAACAACAUUAAGGCUAGUUGGUCUUGAUAGAUAAUUGUAACUCAGCCGGACACCUCUAAGGAUGAAGUAAGUAUACAAUAAACAUCCUAAUCGUAAUCAUACAUGAUCAGAUGGAUCAUCAAACACCUCUAAGGCCUACAACAUCACCCGGUCGUCGUGGGACAGAACCCUGCGUCCUCAUCCACCUCCCUGAAAGCAAAGUACGCCGGAUCAACUGCACAGGUCCUCAAUUUCGACGAGCCGAGAAAUGUCGGAUCUGGGCCUGGUACGACAGUUAGGGCUUUUUUCUACAACCUAAAAGGUAAAGGUGUAAUGAGUGUCUCCUUCUGUUUUGAGUCGAGUGGGACAGUUAAGAGGAGUGGGCUUGUCCCUAACAAACUGAGUAAAUAUUUUAUGUGAUGGAAUGAGCAGGACGAGGAGAAUCUUCUAAGAGACCUUCAAGUGGAGGUGGCAACUCGUCCGAGCCACUCGAUGCAGCGUCACGACAACAGAAGCUGAUGCAGCAACGGGCGAUGAUGCAGCAGAAGAUGGCGACACAAAAUCGUGGCGGAGGCGUGCUCACAAAUUCUAUGGGACUGGGGGGACCGGUAAUUUAGAUUUGGAUUUUUAAGUACUUGCGAGAGUUCGAGUUGUAGUGAUCAUAGAUGAGCUGGAGGUCAUACAAUUGUUUAGAUUUUUCAAAAUCGAGAAAGAACGUUCCACCUGCCAGAUUCGUCAAAACCACAACAACUUCGCUGGAGGAUCGUUAUACGAGAUAGAGCCGCAGAAGAGGAAAUCAGCGACUAUGGACCUCUUUGAAACGGCACCUUUCGAGGAAUCUAGAGACUCUUCAAAGACGCAAAGUCCGAAGCAGAGCUUGGACGUAUGGUUGUCAAUUAAGUAAGUUGAACAGCUUUUUUUCCGUAGUACGUAGUAACAUCAAGAUGCUCGAUACCGCUCGUGUACUGUCUGGUUCGACGUCGAGAAUACUAGCACGAUAGCGAUGUUUGAAGCGGCCUACAACCUGCAAAAAAAAUUCAACUGCAGGACAACUUCGGGUCAGAAGAGACGGGUCAGGAUGCAGGUACAGCAGUGUCAGAAGACUCCGAAGACGAUGCGGGAGGCGGAGUGGUCCUUUACGAGACAAAUUUUUCAUAGCUUUCAUCCUUUCAGCUUGCGACCUACUUUGACAAGAAGCCAUUUCACCUACCUCCUCGGUAGAGCGCUGAAGAAAGGCAUCUGGAUCUAAGUACUCUAAUAUUCCCAGCAGAUCGAGCCAGGUGCCUCUGAUGCAAAUGACGUGGUUCUCCCAGUCGUGACUAGUCCCACAUUAGGAGAUGGUCACUUUGGAGACCCUGCUGCCGACGAAAGCAAUACACCAGCUGGAGUAGGAGGUCCAUUUUCACCGGGAGGCUUUUCGUCAGGAGAGUCACCGCAUUUCGUGGAACAAGCUUUGCAGUCGAGAGGCUUAGCACCAGUAUUCGAUCCAACAGGCGGCUUUCCGCCAGAACCGGCAGGAUCAUCGCUUCCUUUGGGAACACGAAGAUUCGAUCCUAGCAUGAUUGGGUCGAGCUUGCCGGGAUUUUUGAGUACUACUUGUCUACUUAUCAGAGGUCGUCGAUGUCAUUGUCAACUCGAGCUGAGUAUCUUGCUGGAAACCGAAUUUGCUAGUCUUCUUCUAGGUAGUUGAAGAGAUGAAUCAUAUUAAGAUGUUUUAAUAAGAUGUUCGUAACAAUCUAUCACUCCAGUGAAUCGGCUGCCACGAGGCGUGCUGAUGGAGUGUCAGGUAACGAGGGCUGGCGGCAUUGCUAGCAAGUUUUACCCGAAAUACAAAGUUUUUACUGGCGAUACAGGCUUUUUCCUAAUGAGCGCGCAGAAGAGGAAGAAGAACAAGACGAGCAAUUACUGCAUAUCAAUGGGCGAGAAUGAUCUUUUAUGGACGGAAUGCGAAGAGAGAGAGAAAAGUGACUUUUUGAGAUCCUCACAAUUUGAAUUUCGUGCUGCACGGGAUCAUGUACUUAAUAGAGUGUUCAACAAGAAAACCGAUGUUCGUGAAUUUUGAUCAUCAGUAGAGUUCGUCCUCUCGUCCAUGCUGUUUGAAUCUCUAACUCGCAACCCCCAGUCCGUCAAUUGCCUUGGGAAGUUACGGUCGAACUUUAUGGGAUCUGAGUUCGUGGCCUACAGUUCAGGAUUGAAUCCAGCAAAAGGCGAGAACAGACCAGCCGAAGAAUACAGGGAAGAACUUUGCGCAGUCACGUAUAGCAGCACACUUUGGGGUACUAUACAUCAUAGUUGAACCCCUCCUGCUCUUAGAUGAGAAGGAGUUGCGAAUGUACUUACCAAGAACUAUAAUAGGUAGAUUAUCAUGAGAAUUUAUUUGUCCCCCUCAUAAUGAGAUUGCAAUCUUUAUCUUCAUCCCCAUCCCAAAAAAUUAGGCAAAAAACCACGCGGGCCACGAAAGAUGAGCGUGAUUGUGCCACGACUGAACGGCGAUGAUUCGAGAGUCAUCUGCCGACCAAUUAGAACGGACGGCAGUGACGGGUUACUUCAGGCAGGAAGGCUGGCGGAGCAGCAUCAACACUCAGGUGAGGCUUACUUCUACUUGUUGAAUCUUUUAAAAACUGCUCAAUUAUGAAGUACUUAGAUGAAAAACAAAUAAUAUUUCAUCGGAUGUUUUUCUGUACUAGUCGUCGCAGUAAAUUCAGGAUUAAACUACAACAAGGCGAGCAGGUCAUGAUAACUUUGUUUUCUUAUCAACAUGACCUUCAGGCGAGCUCCCAGUCGAAGUUUUCACGAACAAAGCGCCGAAGUGGAACGAUUCUCUCGGAGCUUUCGUUCUAAACUUUAACAAGCGAGUAACACUUAAGGCUGCACAACAUCCAUCUUCCCCCGUUGUAUAGUGGUCCUUCCGAUUUUUUACAGGGAGUAACAGGUAGGACCACGAUGAUGAGUCCGAAGAUGGGCGACGUCUCUUAGUUCUAAAAAGCAGGCUUCGGUGAAGAACUUCCAGCUUAUCAGCCAGCGAGACCCAGAUACAGUGGUGCUGCAAUUUGGCAGGAUCGCGAAAGAUCAAUUCACCAUGGACUUUCGGUAUCCGUUGUCUCCUUUUCAGGCUUUUGCCAUUGUUCUCAGCAGUUUCGACUACAAACUCUGCUGCGAAUAGCUGGAACUGGAAGCUGCAGUCUUGCUCUUGUUUUCUAAGUACCAGGGUUUUUGAUAGGUUUUGCGCUAGCAUUAGCAACAUUUUAUUACAGGGGAUUCAUGACAUGAACAAGGUUACGGGCGACUAUCGCGAAAAACAAGAAUAAGAAUUACUAGAUGGCUGGAGAAGGCCUCCUUGCUGGGACAACCAUCAUUAGAUGAGCAGACGUUGCAAGAGUGAAUUUAUUUUCCACAUCACACGAAGAUGAAACUGAAAGUAAGACACCGUUUUUCUUCAUUGGCUUUGAGACCAGUUUCUUUCGGAAAGUAGUUCAUCCGUUAUCAACCGC